AUGCUCAACCCUCUGACCAUACUCCUGAGCCUCCUGACGUGGUUUCCCGCCAGGCUGAUCAUUCGGGUCUAUGUGCUUCUUGCCGCGUUCCAUGUGACAUUCGUUCUCUUGGCCACGGGUGCUCGCCCGCUGUGCGGUCUUACCUUCACCGCUUCCACACCAGUAUGCCGUUGGUUCGAUAACAUGGGCACUCACUACCAAACCCUCUCACCAUUUGCUUCUAUCAUGGAUAUUAACACGGCUCAGACUCGCCGAAUUGGCUAUCCUGUCAGAGACGCAGCUUCCCCAAUUCCGGCUCAAGCACGCGUCAUGUUACAUGAGCUUCUACCUCAAGUUUCCGCUCUACAUGUGCCCUUUAGUCGAGCGUUGAUCAAGGAACUCGAGGAUGCCGACGUCAAGUUACAAAGCGUCGCCAGGCUUUCAAACUCUCUUGAGGCAAAGAAAAGCCACUUUGCCCAUAGCGUUCUGACAGCAUCGUCUCUACUCCCCAAAGCUCUCAAAGCUGGGAAUUCUCGAUGUUCCACUGCAGAGGACUGCGCUACACUAACGCUUUCCGCUAACCGCUCGCUCGCCGACUUUGCCGAUCGGGUUGGCGCCAGUGUCAUUGAAUUGCAAAAGCAUUCUUCUUCUCUCGCCGCAGCCCGCCGUUACCUCGUCGCCCAUCUCUCUCAUCUGCACAAGGAAGUUUCGGAGGAGCUCGCCAAUGCGCAUCGUCAUAAAUACUCAACCAACCUCCUUUCCUCCAUCUUCAACGGCUCAGCUCGCUUCGGUUUGGGUCAAGUACUUAAAGUUCUUUCGCGAGCGAACCAAGAAAUCAUGAAGCUACUCCGACUAUCUAUUCAAGCCGAAGAAGAACAUGCAAUUUUCAUUAUGGCUGUGGAUGAGAUCAGAGGCGCGCUACUUGAGAUCGCUCAUUCACCCAUUCCUCAGGCCCACUUACAAUUUUUGGCGCAUCGUAUGGAGAUACUAGGCAGAGAUGGUGGAGAAGAGAGACUGCAGAGGGUAUUCAUCGACGCAUUUCGCGACGACACCGGCCAAUAG
Molecule: messenger RNA, 1041 nt
Organism: Coniophora puteana RWD-64-598 SS2
Lineage: Eukaryota; Fungi; Basidiomycota; Agaricomycetes; Boletales; Coniophoraceae
Exons: 2
Coding region: 1-1041 (346 amino acids)
Source: RefSeq, a predicted model, not a curated record